AUGUCUUCAUAUCCACCUCAAAACCAAUCGCCUCACACCGGUGGCAAUGUUCAUAAUUCUCAGUACCAAAUGUUUCCAUAUACAUCUCAAAACCAACCACUUCACCCUGAUGAAAAUUUCACAAAUCCACAAUACCCCAUGUAUCCACCACAAUACCAAUUUCAAAGCCAAGCCCCUCCUACUGGUAGCACUGGUUCAAAAGUCUCUGAUACACAAUGUGAGGCUACGCCUGAUGAUACACAACACGAGGGUCUAGAUGAUAUUGAUCUUGAAGAUGAGGAUCAAUCUUCUGGAAAGAAACGCACCAGAUGGAGGGUUAAAGACGAUUUACUUCUUGUUCAAUCAUGGCUCAACAUUUCUAAGGAUCCGACGGUGGGAACUGAUCAAACGGCAGCAAAGUUUUGGGAUAGGAUCCGCGACCAAUUUGAUGAGUACCGUGACUUUGACACUCCUCCGAGGACAGGGAAGAUGCUGAAAUGUCGUUUUGGAAAAUUGAGUAAAGAUAUUCAAUUCUUUACCGGUUGCUACAACAAAGUUACCACUCCUUGGAAAAGUGGACACUCAGAGAAGGAUAUCAUGGCUGAGGCGCAUGCCCUAUUUCAGGUAGACCAUAAAAAAGAUUUCACACAUGAGAAUGUAUGGCGGAUGGUGAAAGAUGAACCAAAGUGGAAGGGACAAUCAAUGAAAACCAAUUCAAGGGGACAAAAGAAGUCAGGAGCUGGCGCCGACGGAACAUCGACUGACCCAAGUGCAUAA
Molecule: messenger RNA, 756 nt
Organism: Lotus japonicus
Lineage: Eukaryota; Viridiplantae; Streptophyta; Magnoliopsida; Fabales; Fabaceae
Product: glutathione S-transferase T3-like
Exons: 1
Coding region: 1-756 (251 amino acids)
Source: RefSeq, a predicted model, not a curated record